This is a messenger RNA of Lineus longissimus, 890 nucleotides long. RefSeq lists its product as uncharacterized. Gene Ontology annotation, molecular function: G protein-coupled photoreceptor activity. Gene Ontology annotation, cellular component: plasma membrane. Gene Ontology annotation, biological process: G protein-coupled receptor signaling pathway; phototransduction; cellular response to light stimulus. The record is from RefSeq and is a predicted model, not a curated record. Lineage: Eukaryota; Metazoa; Nemertea; Pilidiophora; Heteronemertea; Lineidae. Bases 264 to 890 code for a protein of 208 amino acids. The transcript has 5 exons.
GCGCUGUUAGUCCAGCUUUGAUGUAUCGUUGAAGCAGUGGUGAGUGCGCGGCUAGCGAUGGAUCAGCAAAGGUUGGAGAGAUCUAAUCCAGAACUGCAAUAACCAUGGUAAAACAGGUGUGCAGUGCUUACAAAUUUAUGAAUUUAUAGUAUUGUUUUCGCCGAGUACGGAUAUUUUUUAACUCGUGAAUAGAAAUUUCAGCAGGUUAUUUGUUGGAGUAUAUCACUAGCACACCUUCCCAGGAGUUGGGGAACUUUUGGAAUAUGGUGGUCAACUUGAACAGCAUGUCGAUUGUCCCAAUUGUGUUCUUGGGGGUCACGAUUCUUGUGAUAUUAGUUUGCAAUGUCUGGUUUCUGCGGAGGAUUUCUAAAAAUGAACACCAGUGCAAUCGGACACUGCUUUGGCUUGGGAAAUUUAUUACUGUGCAGAGUUUUCUUGGUGGUAUAUUCGUGACCGGGAUUCACAUGUCAAGCUUGAUUGCAGGUGAAUGGAUUUUCUCAGAAGGUGUGUGUCAAGUAUAUGGAGUGAUCACGCACACGUGGCUCGCCUCAGGAGUAUGGACCCUUGUCAUCGCAAACCUGGAACGGGUCUCCGAAGUGACAAGUUUUGUAGACCAUGCUGUAACUUUCUCAGUAAACAACAUAAAGCUGCUGGUUCUUGGGAUGUUCAUGAUAAAUGCUAUGAUCUGCUGUUUUCCACUAUUUGGGAUGGCCGAGUACACGACAUACAGAGGUAAAGUGUCCUUAUACAUCAACAUCACCAACACGUCCUUCGACAACACCACAAAAGAGGAGAUGACCAGUAUUUAUGGGAAAUUCAUCAAUUUGAAACUACUGCCAAGUCUGAACACAUUCUUCGAAGAGUAUGCAGCAAGGAAAACAAGAAAUUAG